This is a messenger RNA of Yamadazyma tenuis ATCC 10573, 2621 nucleotides long. The record is from RefSeq and is a predicted model, not a curated record. NCBI's taxonomy places the organism in Eukaryota, Fungi, Ascomycota, Pichiomycetes, Serinales, Debaryomycetaceae.
CCGUCACACAACUUUCUUCUUAAAAGUAAACCAAUUUCAAAGAUUUUGUUUACUCAAUUGCUAUGAUCGUCCAAACCAGUCCAUACUUGGACCAGAAGCCUGGAACAUCAGGCUUAAGAAAGAAAGUCACUGUUUUCAAACAAAAGCACUAUAGUGAAAACUUCAUUCAAGCCAUCUUGGAUGCGAUUCCACAAGGUGCUCAGGAUGCUACUUUGGUGAUUGGUGGCGAUGGCCGCUACUACAACGACCAUAUCAUCCAGCUCAUCAUCAGGAUCGGGUCUGCCAACGGUGUUAGAAAGUUAAUUGUCGGUCAAAACGGUAUCUUAUCUACUCCUGCUACCUCCCAUGUUAUACGUAUUAAAGGGGCCACUGGAGGAAUAAUCUUGACGGCUUCACAUAAUCCGGGUGGGCCCACGAAUGACUUGGGAAUAAAGUACAACUUGGAGAAUGGGGGACCCGCUCCCGAACUGGUGACCAACAAAAUCUUCGAAGUGUCCAAGAAGAUCUCGGAGAUUAAAAUCGACGAGGUGGAGGAAUUAGAUCUCUCCAAAAUUGGGGUAUUCAAGGCAGGUAGCUUGGAAGUGGAAAUCAUUGAUUCUACCAGAGACUAUGUGGACAUGUUAAAGGCAAUUUUCGAUUUCUCCUUGAUCAAACUGUUCAUCUCUGCCAACCCAAAGUUCACCGUUUUAUUUGAUGCUUUGAACGGUGUCACUGGCCCUUACGGAUACGAAAUUUUUGUCAAAGAGUUGGGAUUGCCUGAGUCUUCGAUUCAGAACUUCGUACCUUUGCCUGAUUUUGGUGGUUUACAUCCAGAUCCUAACUUGACUUAUGCAAAGACAUUAGUGUCGAAAGUUGAUAGUGAUGACAUUUCUUUCGGUGCUGCUUCUGAUGGUGACGGUGAUAGAAACAUGAUUUAUGGGGCCAAGACCUUUGUUUCUCCUGGAGACUCUGUAGCAAUUAUCUCGGAGUAUGCCGAUUUCAUUCCUUACUUCAAGGAACAGGGUAUUUAUGGAUUGGCAAGAUCAAUGCCGACUUCAGCAGCUAUUGACUUGGUUGCCAAAGCCAAGGGCUUGAACUGCUACGAGGUCCCUACAGGCUGGAAGUUUUUCUGCUCCUUAUUCGACUCUAAGAAGUUGAGUAUCUGUGGUGAAGAAAGUUUUGGUACCGGUUCUAACCAUAUCAGAGAAAAGGAUGGUUUAUGGGCCAUUAUUGCUUGGUUGAACGUUUUGGCAGGAUUUAACAAGUUAUACCCUGAUGAGGAACCAAGUAUCAAGUCGGUGCAAGACAAGUUUUGGGAAAAGUAUGGUAGAACCUUUUUCACAAGGUAUGACUACGAAAAUGUGGAUUCUGACGGAGCCAACAGCAUCAUAAACAUAUUGACAAAAAUUAUUGAAACCAAGUCAAGCUUGCCUGGUUACGAAAUCAAAGAAUCGGGCAACUUUAGCUACACCGAUUUAGAUGGUUCUGUAUCUUCUAACCAAGGUUUAUUCAUCAAGUUCAUCAGCGGGUUGAGAGUUGUCUUGAGAUUAUCUGGUACCGGCUCUUCAGGUGCAACCAUAAGAUUGUACUUUGAGAAAUAUAGUGAUGAUAGAUCAAAGAAGAGUCAAAAAGUCGAUGAAUACUUGGCUGAAGACGUCAAAUAUAUCAUUGAGUUGUUGAAGUUCAAACAAUUCAUUGGUAGGGAAGAACCUGAUGUUAAAACCUAGUCAAACCUUCGAGCGUUAAAAUCAAAUCAUUAAAUUGUCUACUUAAAUAUAUAUACGUCAAGAAAAUCAUCUAAAUGUCGUCUAUUCACACAUCAUACUUUGCUCUCUUUGCAUCUCCUCCUUCUUGCAAACUCACAAUCUCAUCUAAUCUUCUUCUCAUAGAGUUUUCUCUGAGUCUUGCAGCUUGCUCCAUGGCUUCAAGCUCCAUUAUUCUGGUUCUGUAUAAAUCAUUUACAAGUUCCAACUCACUGAUUCUCGUCUUCAAAAUCGUGAUUUCCUCGUCCUUCUUCCUUUCGCCGUCAUUGCCUCCAUCUCGGUUUCCUGAGCUGUCGCUAUUCUCAUUGUUGCUUUGGUUGUGAUUAUUAUUGUUGUUGUUGUUACCGUUGUUAUGUCCACCAUUAUUACUUCCUUGAACCGGAGGUUGAUGUGGUGCUAGGUUAGAAAUGUGUGGCAAGCUGGGUUUACCUAAAGAAGCCACUUGUUGGAUAGGAGGUAAAGUUUCCGGUGUACUGGAUGCCCCCAUUGAAAGAUGACUUGGGUUGGUCUGUGAUAAAUGAUACUGAGGACCAAAGCUAGGAGAGUUUAUCGUCGUUCUUUCUGUGGUUGGCGUCAAAGGCUUCAGGUAAUUAAGAGCCAGUGAAGGUGUGGAAAAAACUGGACUUUGUUCUCUCUUUAUUUGGGCCUUAUUAUUAUUAAUCAAGGAUAUUGGAGUCGACACUUUGUUCAUCUGGAAAGUAGCACUUGGACCCAAUUCGUUGGACAUGUUUUCCAAAGCACCUGCGGCUUGGUGAAUAGAGUUGUUUGCGGCACUAGCAGCGUUACUGUUUCUGGUGUUGGAGAUCGAAGAAGUAUUGGAAAGCAACAACGGAGAAGUAAUUCUCUGUAAACCCGGAGCAAAGUUCGUAGGAGUUGAAG